UACACAAUUGCCGCUCACGCUUGAUUUAUUGCUGGUUCUUAAAACGCAUGCGCUUCAAGCGCAACAGCUCUACAAACCAUUGCUGCGGUCCCUGUCGAUUCUGCGCUGUUGGCCUGAAGGAAUGCGCCUAUUCGCAAACACGCGUGGAUGCGCAAGCGCGACACAUGAACGGAGCCGAUGCAUUCUUGUCGGCUCGACGCGGUUUAUUGGUGGUGGCGCUCCUCGCGUUGCGCACCAAUCGUCACUGGAGCAGUCGAAGCCUUGCUUAAUUUCGCGGCGCGGCAGGCCAGGCUUUCAACUGGCUGCGGUCCAAGCGAGCGCUGCGGGCGACACGGCACAGGUUGCCACGCCCAGCACUGGUGCGCCAGGCGCCGAGUGGCUGCCUGCCUCCCUGGAGGCGCAGCUGGCGCCCAUCACGUCGGCGCCUGACGCCAAGGAGGCCCUCAGGCGGCUGCUGGACGCGGGCAGUGGCCUGGCCCCGCUGCCGGCCGCCGCCCGCACCGCCUCCAACCGGGUCAUGGGCUGCACGGCGCAGGUGUGGCUGGCGGCUGAGACGGACGCGGCCGGCCGCAUGGCCUUCCAGGGCUGGAGCGACAGUGAGGUCAGUCGCGGGCUGGUGGCGCUGCUGGUGCGCGGGCUGAGCGGCUGCACGCCCGAGGAGGUCAUGCAGGUGUCGGCGAGCCAGGUGCAGCAGCGGCUGUCGCGGGUGCUGGGGCGCUCCGUGCUGCCGCCGGGCCGCGCCAACGGACUGGGCAACAUGCUGGAGAGCGCGCGCAAGCGGGCGGCGCUGGCGGCGGCGGCGGCGGCCGGGCGGCGGCUGGACGUGUUCCCCUCGCUGCUCAUCACCGCAGACGCCCUCACGCCGCAGGGCGCCUUCGCGGAGGCCCAGGCGCGCUACCUGGCGCCGGAUGCGGCCGCCGUGUCGCAGCUGGUGCGUGUGUGCCGCGACAAGCACAUCGGCGUGGUGGCGCACUUCUACAUGGACCCGCAGGUGCAGGGCGUGUUGUCGGCUGCUGCGGAGGAGUGGCCGCACAUCGCCAUCAGUGACUCGCUGGUGAUGGCGGACACGGCCGUGCGCAUGGCGGAGGCGGGAUGCACCACCAUCUGUGUGCUGGGUGUGGACUUCAUGAGUGAGAACGUGCGCGCCAUCCUGGAUGAGGCGGGGCACAGCGCAGUGCAGGUGUACCGGCUGGCUGAGUCGGACAUUGGCUGCUCGCUGGCCGAGGCGGCGGAGAGCGACUCCUACAGCCGCUACCUGCAGCAGGCCGCACACACACCCAACAGCGUGCACGUGGUGUACAUCAACACCUCGCUGCGCACCAAGGCCCGUGCGCACGCGCUUGUGCCCACCAUCACCUGCACCUCCUCCAACGUGGUGCAGACGGUGCUGGCGGCCUUUGCGGACGUGCCGGGCGCCACGGUGUGGUACGGCCCCGACACCUACAUGGGCGCCAACCUGGCGCAGCUGUUCGCCGACCUGGCCUCGGGCGCCGCCAGCGACGACGACGUGCGCGCGCUGCACCCCGCACACACGGUGGACAGCAUCAGGUCUCUGUUGCCGCGCCUGCGCUACUUCACUGACGGCACGUGCAUCGUGCACCACAUCUUUGGCGGCGAGGUGACGGAGCUGGUGGCUGCGGGCUACGGCGACGCCUACCUGGCCGCGCACUUCGAGGUGCCGGGCGAGAUGUUCCGGCUGGCCAUGCAGGCCAAGCGCUCUCGGGGCAUGGGUGUGGUGGGCUCCACCUCCAACAUCCUGGACUUCAUCGCGGACAAGCUGCGCGAGGCUCUGUCCGCACCGCACCCGGAGCGGCUGCAGUUCGUGCUGGGCACGGAGGCGGGCAUGAUCACGUCCAUCGUGCGCAAGGUGCAGGGGCUGCUGCGCCAGUCGGGUCGUACUGACGUGGAGGUGGAGGUGGUGUUCCCGGUGGCGCCCUCCGCCGUGGCCACGCCGCAGCAGAGGCCGCAGGAGGGCGCGGCGCCGCUCACACUGCCCACAGGGCUGGCGCUGGUGCCGGGUCCCGCCUCCGGCGAGGGCUGCAGCCUGGAGGGCGGCUGCGCGGCCUGCCCCUACAUGAAGAUGAACACCCUGGCCGCACUGGUGUCCGUGUGCGAGCGCGUGGGCAGCCCAGCAGGCGAGGCCAGCCUGGAGCGCUACCGGCCACGCACCUACGGCGGCGAGACAGUGGGCGGCCGCAGCCUGGCCGCCGCCGGCUGUGUGCCCAUCCUGCACAUGCGCAACUUCCAGCGCAGCCAGGGCCGCCGCCUGGGGCCGGACCUGCUGCAGGACAUCGCCAGCCGCCACACCGCCCGGUAGGGGGCAGGCGGCGGACCGGCGGAGCCCAGGGGAGGGGGGCGGCGCAAGGCGUGGUGGCCAUUGCACGCGCUCGAGUGGGCUGGUUGUGCAGGAUGAGAGCGGUGGGUGGGGAGGAGCGCCGCGUAGUUAGCGAGUGAGCGGGCGAGUGAGAGGGAGAGUGCGGAGGAUUGGAGGACACAUGGUGCUUGAAGGUCAAGAGGGCGCAACCGUACAAUGCUGAGAGGGGUAGGGACAAUGUGACUUUAGCCGAAGGCGCGGCGUGCGGGCGCGCCUUGCCUAGCGUUGCUCAUCAUAAGCAGGUCCUGGGAGGCGGUUGUGCCCACAUUGGUGGCGGUAGCGGUAGCAGUGACAGUGACAAUGGCGGUAGCGGUGGCAGUGGUGGUGGCGGUGGUGCAUGUUUACCCGCUGAGUCCCUUGCGUGCAGGCUGGCUGGCAGGUUGGGAUGGUGUAAUGCGACAGGUUCAGCGCGUGGGAGCAACUGAAAAAAGAGAACAAUUGCAAGACGCCCACAAACAUGGGCGGGAUGGGUAACGCAUGGCCGCUGACGGAUGGCAGACCAGCCGCUUGCCAGCCGGCACAGGUCAG
Chlamydomonas reinhardtii is the source of this 2902-nucleotide messenger RNA. RefSeq lists its product as uncharacterized. The transcript has 16 exons. Bases 122 to 2317 code for a protein of 731 amino acids. Gene Ontology annotation, cellular component: chloroplast. Lineage: Eukaryota; Viridiplantae; Chlorophyta; Chlorophyceae; Chlamydomonadales; Chlamydomonadaceae. Gene Ontology annotation, biological process: 'de novo' NAD+ biosynthetic process from L-aspartate. The record is from RefSeq and is a predicted model, not a curated record. Gene Ontology annotation, molecular function: quinolinate synthetase A activity; 4 iron, 4 sulfur cluster binding.